This is a messenger RNA of Cynara cardunculus var. scolymus (artichoke), 924 nucleotides long. Its product is annotated as B-cell receptor-associated protein 31-like. Gene Ontology annotation, biological process: intracellular protein transport; endoplasmic reticulum to Golgi vesicle-mediated transport. The record is from RefSeq and is a predicted model, not a curated record. The transcript has 2 exons. NCBI's taxonomy places the organism in Eukaryota, Viridiplantae, Streptophyta, Magnoliopsida, Asterales, Asteraceae. The coding region runs from base 123 to 782 and encodes 219 amino acids. Gene Ontology annotation, cellular component: endoplasmic reticulum membrane; endoplasmic reticulum.
AAAUCAAUCCAUUUCUAGAAAACCCCAAGUAAAAUUCAAAACCUACUGUGUACCUCAUCCUCGUCGGCCGGCGAUCCAUCCAUUGAUCUCGCCGCUGUUCACUACCCUCCUGAUUUACAAUCAUGAUUUACCUCUUCUUUUCGCUUUUAUUCGUUGAAAUGGUGACGAUUCUCUUACUUUUGUUCAAAACCCCACUUCGAAAGCUUUUGAUUAUUGGGAUAGAUCGUAUGAAACGAGGAAGAGCUCCGUUGGUUGUAAAAUCCGUCGGCGCCACCGUCUUCGUCAUCAUGAUGUACAACGUUUACAGUGUAACAGAAAUCCAGAGCCGUCCCCCUGACGCCCUUAAUCCCACCGAUCAAAUCAUACUCGCUUACCAUAUGCUCGAAGCUUCUCUCAUGGGAUUCUCGCUUUUCCUGUCACUGAUGGUAGAUAGGCUACAUCAUUACAUAAGAGAACUUCGCAUACUUAGAAAGACCGUGGAGGCUGCAAAGAAACAAAACCGAGCUGCUGAAGAUGUCAAGAACAAGGGUGCAGAUGAGGUCAAAAUCCUAAACGAAGAAACAUCGAGGCUGCAGUCAGAGAUCAAAAGGCUGCAAUCAGAAUAUGAAACAAAGGUAAAAGAGGUGAAAUCUGCAGAAGCCAAUUCGAUUGCUCUUAAAAAUCAAUCAGAAGGCUUUCUUCUUGAAUAUGACCGCUUGCUAGCCGAAAACCAGAAUCUUAGAGACCAACUGCGCUCCAUUGAUGAAUGCUUGUCUCAUUCCAAUGGAAAGAAGGAUACAUGAUAAGGUAAGAAUUCUCAUUGUAAACGCAGUUUUUAGCAUGUUACUUUAUAGUUAUUGGUGAUUUUAAUAUUUUGGCAUGGGAGUUUGGCUAAGUUUUCUGCUAUAAUCUGUGUCCUACCUGUUUUAACAAAUUUAUAGUUGC